This is a messenger RNA of Baudoinia panamericana UAMH 10762, 3714 nucleotides long. RefSeq lists its product as uncharacterized. The record is from RefSeq and is a predicted model, not a curated record. NCBI's taxonomy places the organism in Eukaryota, Fungi, Ascomycota, Dothideomycetes, Mycosphaerellales, Teratosphaeriaceae. Bases 1 to 3714 code for a protein of 1237 amino acids. The transcript has 4 exons. Gene Ontology annotation, molecular function: lipid binding.
AUGUCCGGUCAAGAAGACGCAGAGGACUCUCGGCGCCGCUAUGGCCACUCAUACAGUCCACAUCAUACCAUCCCCACUAUUCAGAAGUACCUGCAUGAAAAGGAGGAGCGAAAACAGAGAGCAGCGAGCGGUAAUGUAGAUGGCGGAGAUGCCGAGCAGCUCGAGCCGUCAAGAACGGAACAAGCAAAAGACUAUGUCCAAAACUACUGGCAGUCGGAGAGCGAGAAGAAGGAGACCGAGCAGCAGAGGCAAGAUCACGCUCCUGACGGUAAGCUUCCACACGAUGAGGAUGGUGGCAAUGAUGCAGAGGACUACGAUGAUGAGGAGCCGGUUGUCGACACCACUGAAGGUGCGCCCAUGGAGGCCGAUGCGAAGCAACAUCGCAAAGGGAUGAAGAAGCGGAAGGACGAGCGAGCAGAGCGGGAGGUUACGGACCCGAUCACCCACUUGCCGGUGACUAUCCACGACUACACGUCACAGGCAUUAAAAGAGGUGCCCGAGAAUGCUCCGCCCAUGGGCGCCACCACUCGGUCGGCGACCGGGGUAGGUAACAAGACCAAGUCGAACCAGCAGCUUCAGAAGGAGCGAACAGAUAUGGAGAAAGGGCAGGAGUCAAUGCAAGCGCUCUUUCCGCCCCCCGAGUAUGCUGCGGUCAGAGAUCAGAUUGCUACGAUCAACAUGCAGGGCAUGAUUGCGGGCUUGGUAGGCACGGUGGUGAUCAUGUUCGUUGCUGUGGCUCUGCAGAGGUUGCUAGAGAUGCAGCGAGUACCAAAAGCAACAGCCGGGCAAGGGCAGGCUCGGUUUUGGACGAACACUGCUGUUGGGACCAUACUCAUUGUUGCAAGCUUAGGUAGCAUCGUGGCCGUUUUUCUUGGUCUACGCGGAUGGGUCCUUAGCCGGAUACAGCAUGCUUGGGAUGAUCAUAUCUGGGAAGCAAAUCGUGCAAGCAUCCGUCGCAGCGCCAAGGCCCACGAAAUGGAGUCUGUUGCAUGGCUCAACUCACUUAUGUCGUCUGUUUGGCCUCUGGUCAACCCUGAUAUGUUCACAAGCUUGGCUGAUACGUUGGAGGACGUCAUGCAAGCCUCGCUGCCGCGGAUCGUCCAAAUGGUCAGUGUCGACGACGUCGGGCAAGGCAGCGAGAGCAUUCGCAUUCUUGGGAUCAGGUGGCUGCCAACCGGUGCCGCCGCACGUUCAGUGGCCCAGGAUGGGAAUCUGAAACCAGGAAAGGGCAACAAGCAUGAGAGUGACCGCACAGUACCGGGUGAAGGCGACAUGGACAACACACAAGUUGCCGAGGGCAUGGAAGCAGAAGAAGGCGACUUCAUUAACGUCGAGAUCGCCUUUGCCUACCGUGCGCGGUCCAGUGGAAAGCUCUUCAAGGACCGGGCCAAGGACAUGCAUCUGUACCUCGCGUUCUAUCUACCCGGGAAGCUAAAGAUACCGGUCUGGGUUGACGUCCGCGGCGUUGUUGGAACGCUGAGAGCACGGCUGCAACUUUCCCCCGACCCACCCUUCUUCGCUCUUUGCACCCUCACAUUCCUUGGUCAGCCGAAAGUCGAUCUGAAUUGCUUCCCGCUCAUCAAGCACGGCUUCAACAUUAUGGAUCUUCCGCUUAUUAGCAACUUCGUGCAGUCCUCCGUGGAUGCGGCAAUGUCGCAGUACGUCGCACCGAAAAGCUUGACGCUUGAUCUCAAAGACAUGCUGUCCGGUGAUGACUUCAAGAAGGACACUGCUGCCCGGGGUAUACUAGUGGUCCAGAUCAAGCGAGGGUACGACUUCAGAACCGGGGAUCCUGGCAUUCCUCUCAUAAAGCAGGCCGGCGCAGAUCCUUACGUCUCCGUGGGAUGGGCGAAGUUUGGCAAGCCAAUGUGGAGCACCCGCGUGCUCACGAAGGAAAUGGAGCCUUGCUGGGAAGAGACGGCGUACCUGCUUGUGACUCCAGAAGAACUCAACGUCGAUGAGCGACUACGCGUGCAGCUAUGGGACUCGGACCGCUACAGCGCCGAUGACGACCUCGGCCGCAUUGAGCUAGAUCUCAAGCAGCUGAUGAAAGGCCCCGAGACCAAUUGUCACAUGCAGCAUCGUAGUGAUGGUUUCCGAGCGCUUAAGGGAGAUGAGGACAUGCCGGGCAAGCUGGACUGGUCUGUGGGCUACUUCUCCAAGACUAGGAUUCAGAAGUGCCAACUCGAGCAGCAGACCUACGAUCCAGACGUCCGCACCGUGGACCAGCUCGAGGAGAAAGUCAAGCGCGUCUGUGAGCGCAAGAUGCGUGAGGCGGCCAUCAAGGAGGGUAGGGAGCAGAGGGACAAAGACGAAUUGAAGCAGCAAGAAGCACAGGAGAUGAAGGCAAGACAAGACGCCAUGAUUAUUUCAGCACCUCCUCCCGAAGGCUACAACUCCGGCAUCUUCAGCAUACAGAUCCAUCAGAUCACAGGCCUCGAGUUUGAGCACCGCAAUAAGGAGAAGGCGGACGCGCAGGCCGAUGAUUUCGACGAGGAUGAGGAAGGCGACCAAUUGCCCUCCGCUUACUGUACGGUUAUCGUCAAUCACGAGAAGGUCUUUAAAACUCGUACGAAACCCAAGAACGCGAAGCCUUUCUACAAUGCCGGCGUCGAGCGCUUCAUCCCAGAUUGGCAGAAUGCGGAGGUCUACCUGUCCGUCCGCGAUAAAAGGAUCAAGGAAGACGAUCCGUUACUGGGCAUCGUACACCUACCGCUUGGUGAAGUGUUUAGUAAACGCUCGCAAGUCAACGGCUUUUACCCGCUUAUGGGUGGGAUUGGGUAUGGUCGCGUGCGAAUCUCCAUGGUGUGGCGGAGCGUACAGCUGCAGGCGCCACCGCAGGAUCUGGGGUGGUCGUGUGGCACGCUGGAGGUGCAGUCGGGUGUUUCCGCCGUGGAUCUACCAAGCGAGUAUCAGUCGAUGAAGUUGAGGUUCCACACAGAUCUGAGCUAUGCGAAGAUGUACCCGAGUAGCAAUGGUGAAGGCGCUGCUUGGGAGGCUCGAAAGCAGCAGAGCCUGAAACUACCGGUUAAGCGUCGGUACCAGAGCUGUCUGGCGGUGGAGUUUCGCAAGACCGGCCUCGGGAAGGGCAAGACGGGCGCAUUCGCCAUCUUGUGGCUACGCGAAGUUGCUGAUGAGAAGGAGGCGGAAAUGGAGGUACCGGUGUACACGGGUGACUUCCAGCGUGCGAGAGCGACAUGCAUCGAGAACGCCGGCGACAGAGUGGGAAGUAUCAAGCUUAAGCUUACUUUCUGGAGCGGACUUGGUGGCGCUCACUCCGAAUGGGCGAAGAAGGACCCUAAUAUGCACGAUGUUGUUGACGUUCUGGAGGUAGCGCGGGAGGAGCUCGAGUCGCAUCAGACCGCCAAGCGAGCCGGCAUUCUGGACGAUACUGAUGAUGGACUAGACAGCAUCAACAGUGGCGCAUUGGUCAAUGGCCAUGCUGUAAACGACACGCGAAAAGCAGGUGAUGAUGACCGAGGGGGAAAAGACGUCGAUGGCGAUGGCGAGAAGAGCAAGACGACCGUCCUUGAUAGUGCGCGAGAUUACAAGAAGCACAUGCAGAGCUCACACCGACGGCAUCGAGGGCUUAUGCAGUGGAAGAUCCCACGCACCAUGCAAUGGGGCGUGCACAAAGCCGAAAACACCGGUCACCGUCUCAGCGGCCUCUUCAAGCACCAUGGCAGGGAGCCCGGUGUGGAGACCGAAGUGUAG